UGUAUUUUAACAGAUAAGCUGCACAUUUCAUUUGAAACUAACAAUGAAGAAUUUGCGAGCUUCAUGUCUGUGUUUCUUGUUACUCGGCUGGAGAGCCGGGUGUGGUUUCGAGCGGUACUCGUCUCUGGGAGAGACUGUUACCCUGCCUUGUGCAGGAUUCCAGAAAUAUGAAAACUCUUUCAUUUAUUGGACCUUUAGUCAAAGAUCAGGAACAGCUUCUGAGCUGGCCUCGGGUGGGAAGAUUACAGUCAAACAGCCAGAGAGAGCUGCAAGACUGGAGGUGCUGCCUGACUCGUCUCUGCGGAUACACCACCUGCACACAGAGGAUGCCGGCCGGUAUGAAUGCCAACAAUAUCUAAAUGGAAUGCUUUAUAAAGGAGGAACUCCAGUGGUUCUGACCCUGCUCACCAGUUUCUUGCAGUACUCGUCUCUGGGAGAGACUGUUACCCUGCCUUGUGCAGGAUUCCAGAAAUAUGAAAACUCUUUCAUUCAUUGGACCUUUAGUCAAAGAUAUGAAACAUCUUCGGAGCUGGCCUCGGGUGGGAAGAUUACAGUCAAACAGCCAGAGAGAGCUGCAAGACUGGAGGUGCUGCCUGACUCGUCUCUGCGGAUACACCACCUGCACACAGAGGAUGCGGGCCGGUAUGACUGUGAACAAAAUAUAAAUGGGUACUUUCAUUCAGGAGGAACUCCUGUUUUUCUGACCCUGCUCACCAUUACAGCUGUCCCAGGUAGAGACUUAAUGAGAGGCAUCGAUUUAGCUCUACAAUGCACCCUGGUGUGUAAUGGUGGUAUUGCAGACUGCAGGUCAGUUCCUGACAAUGUUAAACUGACCUGGGUGGAUGAUGAAGGCACAGCCCUGCAGGGAGACAUGUUCAAGAUCACUUCCUACAGAACACAUUCCAUUCUGUCUCUGGAGCUGCAGAAAUCAGACCACAACAGGAGAUGGAGAUGUGACCUAACUGAGGGAGGUGCAGUAAAGGCUUCGUAUAGCUACACCACUACACUUGCAGUCAAUGUUGAAGAUGUGUACUCCACUGUGGGAGGAUUCAUUCACUUCCCCUGUGCAAAGACUGCUCAGCCAGAGGCAGGGCAGCAAUUAAUUUGGUCCUUUCAGAGAUCUGGGACCACGAGUUGGAAGACUCUAUUCACAUUCCGACCCAGUGGGAAUGUACUCACCAAUGCUGAAGAGGUAGACAAGAACAGACUGGCAAUGGCAGUCAAUACUUCCUUGCUGAUCCGCAGUGUCCAGACAGCAGACAGUGGGCUCUAUCGGUGUUCACAGCACAACGAUUCUAACCUUCAGAAACCCCUUCAGGUGUUGGCUCUGAACGUACUCUCUGGGAGUGCUGACCGGAUCUCACCCUUGCAGGCAGGAUCCAACCCCACCCUGACUUGCUCCUUGACCUGUGGGUUUGUAUGUCCACCAGCCAAGCUGCUAUGGAGCGACAGUAACGGAAACAGUCUGCACGGCGGCGCUAGAGAGGGUUUUCUGAUCCGCUCGAACAUCACCAGCUCCCAGCUGUUUCUCACUGGCCUGCAGAGCUCUGAGCAGAUCAGGUGCAGUGUGGAGGAGGAGGGGAAGCAGAGAGUCUACCUGCAGUAUCUCAUUCAAUUACCAGUGUCCGUCUCUAAAGUGGAAUUGAUAAUCAGAGUCUUCAUCUUCUGUGCUGUUCUCAUAAUCCCCGCCAUCAUCGGAGCUGUCGUAUACGUCAAGAGGAGCAAGCGAGCAGCAGAGGAAGUGACGUCAGGGAUAGAGCUCACGCCCGUCAGGGGACUUCCUGUCAGCCCUGGAAUCACUGCCACAUUGUAGGCUCUCCCUUAUAUAGGUUCACCACAAUUUGCCUUGUUUUUCAAUAUGCUUUACCAUACCUAGCUCUUCUGUGCAAUGCUUGCCUAUGCUUUACCAUGCUUUCACUCUGCUUUAUUACACUUUGAUACAGCUAUGGCCAAAAGUUUUGCAUUACCUAUUUUUGAAUUGAGACACAAUAAUAACAAAUUAAAAAUGAUAAAGAUUAUUUAGAUCUUUUAUUUAACAACAUGUAAUCAAAGAAACUACAAAAUGAUAUUACAAAAGUCAUCAAGUAUAUGGAAAACUACAAAGCGGUAUGUAAUUCAAUAGGUUGACGUGACAUUAUUCAGCAGGUUCAUUAGUUAAUUCUAUAGGAUGAUGCAAAACGUUUGGCCAUAGCUGUUGGCUUUUACUAUGAGAAACUUUCAUAAGGGUUGUAACACCUGAAAAAUGUGAUUGAGAAGAUCUUUACACUGGCUAAGGUUUGGUGUAUUACUGUCCUCAGAACUAUACAGUGUUCAGAAGAUGUAUUGUAUUCAGACUAGCUACUGUAUAACUAUUACUGGUACUGACAUUCAUUUGUUUUUCUGGGACUAAAACUAUUUAGUUCAUAAUGAAAUACAUUUCAGGUUUUGUUACAAUUAGAGAAAUAAACAAACAAAAGACAAAUUCAGAUCAAAUCAUUUUAUUUUUAUAUCAGCAAAACAUACAUCAUAUCAAUAUAUUCAGAAAUACAGAAUCAAAAUAGACUGAAGAGACUCACUCGGUACAUAACAU
Molecule: messenger RNA, 2569 nt
Organism: Acipenser ruthenus (sterlet)
Lineage: Eukaryota; Metazoa; Chordata; Actinopteri; Acipenseriformes; Acipenseridae
Exons: 7
Coding region: 44-1813 (589 amino acids)
Biological process (GO): T cell activation; interleukin-15-mediated signaling pathway; positive regulation of ERK1 and ERK2 cascade
Cellular component (GO): external side of plasma membrane; membrane raft
Molecular function (GO): protein tyrosine kinase binding; MHC class II protein binding
Source: RefSeq, a predicted model, not a curated record